Fusarium sp. VM40 is the source of this 210-nucleotide messenger RNA. NCBI's taxonomy places the organism in Eukaryota, Fungi, Ascomycota, Sordariomycetes, Hypocreales, Nectriaceae. The record is from the annotation of a GenBank genome assembly.
AUGUCAAACCAGAAACUCGAAGGGCAGCAGGCCCUCACCACCGAAGAGCGCCUGAUCAUGACUCUGAAGGCCAAGGUCGCCUUUUUGGAAGCCAAGAUCAAAGAGCUCGAGACCACAAUCGAGACCAUGAUCGAGGCCCAGGAGCAGGAGCGAGAGGAUAGAGAGCUCCUUGGGGACAUGUACAGCUACAAGAACUACAAUGAAUAUUAG